Molecule: messenger RNA, 2782 nt
Organism: Suillus paluster
Lineage: Eukaryota; Fungi; Basidiomycota; Agaricomycetes; Boletales; Suillaceae
Product: Alpha/Beta hydrolase protein
Exons: 18
Coding region: 466-2478 (670 amino acids)
Biological process (GO): proteolysis
Molecular function (GO): serine-type carboxypeptidase activity
Source: RefSeq, a predicted model, not a curated record
UAACAGCUGCGGUCCCGUUAUAUGUACUCUCCUUGAAGAUUCUUUAUAUAGAUCAAUAUAUCGGGCCAAACUAUAGAUCCGUAGCUACGUAGCACUUUCCUAUAAUCUCAGCUUCUGUUUUGUGACAUGCGGUCUAGUGCGGCGCCUUCUAUACGAGAUCUCGCGCUGCACGAACGUGGCAGCGGCAUUGGCAGCCCUUCUCCUGCACAACGGUGGAUCGAUAUUUUGCCGACAAUAAUUGAACCUGAUGACAUCGAGGUUGAGCUAUUUGUCCGAGUAGCAAAUGAAGCCGGCACAUUCCCGCUCACAAUAGUGUGAGAUGAUCUUAUAGUACUGUAUCCAUGUUUCGGCAAGCCAACCGUUGGUGGCCCAGGCGCCCAGGUCUCCUUGGUCGUUGGUAUAAAAGAACGUGGUUGACUAUGCUGCCGUUACAUCUACCACCUCCGUAACUUGCCAGCAUUUGCCAUGGUGUCCCGGUCACACGCCUUUGCCUAUGCCGCUGUCGCCUCAUUCGUUCUACUUGCAAAGGCACAGCAAUCCUCUGGCACACCCCCAAGCAGCUGGCCUCAGGUGUACCCGGGAAUGCCGAAUGGCAACUACAGUCCGGAGUGGCAGGAUUAUUUCCAAGUGACUGACAAUCUGCCAAAUGUUACAUGGCCUCUCGCUCGUAACUGGGCAGGCAACAUUCCUGUCCAAAGGGAGGAUCAUCCAAACGAUACCUUGUUCUUCUGGGCAUUCGAGAGCCAGGAAGGCUCUUUCACUUCCACUUCAACUGAUGCACCAUGGGGUAUUUGGCUAAAUGGAGGACCCGGUUCAUCAAGUCUUGUUGGCUUACUGUUUGAGAAUGGCCCGAUCCAUGUGCAAAACAAUUAUUCGUUGUUUGAAAACCAGUAUGCAUGGAACACAAUAGCAGAUUACGUCUGGAUAGACCAGCCAGUCGGCGUUGGUUUCGGAACUGCUGAUUCCACUGGUUAUAUUGUCGAUGAGGAUCAAAUGGCAACGGACUUCUUUGGAUUCUUGGAGAAUCUUGUCAAGGUCUUCCCUGGCCUGGCUAAACGCCCAUUGCAUCUAACGGGCGAAAGCUAUGCUGGCAUGUAUAUACCUUACAUCACGAAAGCUUACUUCGAGAUGGAGAAUCCGCCAGUUACGUUGGCUAAGAUAGCCAUCGGAGAUGGCUCUAUUGCUUCUGGAGAGACAUUUGAACUCCUCCCGGUGGUUAGCGCCCUUGAGACGUACCCCCAGAUAAUCGGGUACGACACUACUGUGUUUCAGUACUUCCGUGAACAAGAAGCGCUUUGCGGCUAUAACCUUACCCUCGAAUAUCCCCAAAACGGACACUUCCCCACACUGACUUACACUUCUGGAGCAGAUCCUAACACAUCUGGUAUGUCUGCAUCGGGGCGAUACAGAGCCCGACAGGGUCAAUUCUCCAAGAAGCUAUUUUUGGCCAAAAUGGAACAGAAGUACAACACACGUCUAGCAAAGCGGAGCACCAGUCUAUCCAAACGCGAGCGCUUGCGCGCACGGGAUGUUUGGAAACGUGAUCUAGCUGGCCGUGCAAACGGCACUAUCGACACGUGGUACGGGUGCGAUGUUUACGAUGAGAUGCUGGAUUAUGCCAUAAACUUCACCUUCCCGUGGUCACUCAGCAAGGAUUCUGGAGGGAUGUUCGACGUGUAUAACAUCCCCGAUGCGCUGAACCCUGAGGCACCCAUGGAUGGGUCAGUUUUCUUGAACGAUCCUCAAACUCGCGCUGCUAUCCAUGCGCCAACGAGCAUGAAUUGGGCAGAGUCUAUCAACUACCCAUUCGGCAACGACUAUUCUAACGGCGAUCCAAGUAUUGAACCUAUGGCAUUCCUCACGGAAUUGGCCACGAACGCGACGGCCCAAAACAUCUCGGUUGUCAUAUUCUCCGGAAAUGACGACUCCCUCAUUCCGCACCUUGGUUCACAAAUUACUAUCCAAAAUACAACUUUUGGUGGGAUUCAAGGCUUCACGCGCAAACCGUCGACACCGUGGUAUAACGACGAUGGCCAAUUUGCUGGUAUCGUACAUCAGGAACGCAACUGGACUUACGUCCUUGUCGAACAUGCAGGCCACCUCGUGGGAUAUACAAACCCCCAAUCAGGUUUCGUCUUCGUCAGGGAGUUCGUCUUCGGAAGUAACCAGACUGGGCUGGUUGCCAACAAUUCUUCGGGAGCUGUGACUGUCAUGGGUGGCGAGGUCUCUUCUCUGGCAAAUGAGAUUAUGACGGGACAGGCUGCCAUCUACUAUGGCUCCGCGACUACAGAGUCCACAUACUACUUCCCCACUGCCACUGUGGAAGCAUGGAAUGCAUAUAUUGCAACCGCUACUACUCAGCCCGUGAUAGUUUCGCCGAGACAAAUAGGAAGCUCUGCAUCGUGGCCAGUGGCGCAGAUAUGUAGAACAAUAGCACUCGGGAGCGUCAUCAUGGUGUUUACGCUAUUUGCAUUAUAAAGGAUCAAUUAACGUUAUUGAAUGGACUAGGAACCUGAUUUCGUGUACUUGCGUAGCUCUUACAAGGUAUAUUUUCGACCACCAACACUGUGGCACAGCGCAUAGUUGGCAACUCAGCAGCCUUAGUCUCCCGUAAAACAGCAGCUAGAUGAUCUCGGAGCAAAUCUUCGAAUUGGGUUCCUCAAGUGAUUUCGGAUCGUUCUCAAACACCCAAUUUCGCAUUCUUCAUUCUCGUCAAAAAUAAUUACGAUUCCAUUUACUUCAUAAUUUCAGAGGGCCACAGUAUACACACCACACUGAAUCU